This is a messenger RNA of Didymodactylos carnosus, 612 nucleotides long. Lineage: Eukaryota; Metazoa; Rotifera; Eurotatoria; Philodinida; Philodinidae. The record is from the annotation of a GenBank genome assembly.
AUGGAUACAAGACAAAAAACUCAAACUACAGAUCAUACUACGGAUCCAAAUUGUAAACUACUAGAUUUAAGUAAACCUGAAGAAAAUGAUCUUACAAAUGAAAAUGAAUUAGACAGUCGACGUAAAGAUGUACACAAAUUCCCUCAAGAACAAUCAAGGAUAUUUAUUCUACAAUUGUAUAAAAAUGCAUCUUUAUCAUUUCGAAAAUUAGAACAUGUUCGAGUAUGGACUGUAACAUACGUUGGAAUGCAUAGUUCUGAUUCUGGUGGUCUAUAUAGAGAUUCAAUUACUGCUAUGUGUGCAGAUAUUUGUAGUACGAGAUUACCACUGUUUAUUCUAUGUCCAAAUGGACGAACAAAUAGUGGACUGAAUCGAGAUCGAUGGAUCCAAAAUGUGUUUCCAUCACAGACAACAAUUCCAAGUAAAAUAAAAAAUUUCUAUAUAUUUAUUGGUCAACUUAUGGGUAUGGCUAUACAAACUAAAAAUUUAUUGAAUUUACAAUUUCCAUCAUUAUUAUGGAAACCAUUAGUGCGUCAAUCAGUUACUGUUGAAGACAUUGAAGCUAUUGAUAUGCAGAGUUUCACAACCAUAUAUGAGAAAUCUUUCGCUUGA